Nerophis lumbriciformis (worm pipefish) is the source of this 572-nucleotide messenger RNA. Lineage: Eukaryota; Metazoa; Chordata; Actinopteri; Syngnathiformes; Syngnathidae. The record is from RefSeq and is a predicted model, not a curated record.
CACUCUUCACUCUUCACUCUUCAGUUUGUCCUUUGACGUCUCGUGUGUGAUGCAACACAGCCGCGCUGAGAUGCAGCAGCUGUGGGAAGGCUGGACCACAGUCUCUGACCAGGUCUACAGCAACCCCAAGGUAACACUGCUGAUGAACAGCAGAGUGGGUCAGUACCUGAGUGGACGUCCUGUGUUGGCUCUGGCCGUCUUCUUCUUCUGUGUCACGGCUGCAGUUCCAGUGGGAAUCUUCCUCGCGUUCGCUGUGGCCACCGCCAUCAUGUCGGCAGUCAGCUUGGUGUUUUUGGAGGGGUUCCUGCUGAGCGUGGCGGCCAUCACUCUGCUCUGCGUCCUCUCCGGCCUGGCCUUCUUCUCCGUGAUGAUGUCAGCCAUCUUUGCAGCCUUUUACGUCACCGUCUCCAGCCUGAUCAACUUCUACCACACCUCACAGAUGACCAAGCAGAAAGUCAGCGACGAGGAGGACAAUGAAGAGGAAAUGUUGACGAAGGACAAGAUGAAAUAAUUCAAGUGGAGAAAACAAAACCUGCUGAUGUUCAACACUGUUUCCACAUUACUUUAUAUCA